AAUACAACGUAAUCUGGAUUAACUACUCCUUUUUGGUUGGCAGUAGUCAUGAGCAGACGGAGGUUAGAAGCCAGCUCCUCCAGUCCCUUUCGAUAGUUGUAACUUCAUUCACAUGAAGAAUUAUUUGUUUCAGGAGUAUUUGCACUUUCAAUUACCAUAUUCUCUACAACAUCAAAUUUAGGAUCCAUCUUCACUAUGUUUGGUUACAGCAGUCGUCGUCAUUUUAGAGAGAAUGAGGUGAUUCGAAAACGUGUAUCCGAAGAGGAGAGAAUUAAGAAGUGGUCGGAUGUUAAAGAUUAUUACAAAACAUGUGACCAUUCUAGCAGCAAGUUGACCCACUGGGCUUCAUCGCAAAACUCCAGCAGCAGGUCAGUCACUCCAGAAAUGUCAGAAAUCGAGGAGAAAAAGAAAAAUUUGGAUGUGCGAAGACAACAGUUGAAGAACCUAUUGGAUAGUGAAAUGGAAAUAUUCCAAAAAGAACAGAAGGAAUACUCCAUCGUCGAUUUAAAACCAACUGUGAACAUAGAGAUGAAAAGGAAAGAAGAGGAACCUGCUGUGAGAGAAGCCGAACUCAUGCUUUACCACUCCAACUCUUUCAUGACGCCAAAUCAAUACAAUCGGCAAUACCGCCAUCUUUCAAGGAAGGCUGCCAAAGAUGAUUUAAAAUUAUUGGAAGAUACCAGUGACUCCAAAGCCCAGCCUUCUUCAGGCUUUCCUGAUUCUGAAAAUCAGUUGAAAGUGAGACUUCUUGAGGCACAAAUAGCAGAUAUCGAUUCAAAAAUUGAUAAAUUAUUUGAAUUAAUCAGAUUGAAUGACGAAGAGCAGCGUAAAUUGAAAGAAUUGGAAGUCGAAAAAUCCAGAAAAGCUCUAGAAGUUGAUAACAUGUUUCAGGAAUUAUCCAUUAGUGAAACAAGUGCUCCAGUACCAGACACUACUCGUUACGAGCAAUGGAAACAUAAAUGCUUGUGCGUCCAGAAUGAUCUGAAAAAAGCUUUGCAUUUCGUUCAGCAGAUGAGAGAGUGUGUCAGCGAUUGUGAAAUGGACGACGGUUUUUUGAGUAUAUUGCUUCAUCAUAAUACGUCUCUUGAAGAGAGUCUCAAGUUUGAGUCGAGCGGGGAUCGUCUAAUACAUCUUUUAGAACGAACUCGCAGAGAACCCAACAAGAAAUGGUUCCAAGAGGAGAUGACCAGAUGGCAAGACCAAGCAACUCUACGGCAAAAGACUCAGAAAGAGAUUUAUGAUGCGUUUCGAUCACUGGUGCAGAGCUGGACAAGCAAAAACCUUGACAAAGUGUCUGAACUUGUGGAGAAUGAGAAUAAACUAUUAGGCCAGCUGCAAAUUAUGAAAAACGCAAAAGAAACAGCUCAAAAUCAGCUGAAACCUGAUCGGUGAUAAAUUACUCAGUGUUGAUUAAUGUGUUGAUGAACUAGAACUUCUUAAUUUAGUUGACGCAUUUCAAGAAAAGCCGACACAAAAGGGAGGCCCUGCCAAAAAUAUGUGCAAUAAUACUCUCAAAACAUACAGCUAAUCCAACUGCCAAUUUUUUAGAAUAUUUUUAUUUUUGUAUGACCAUUCUUUAUGUUUUAUUCUAUUUUAUUUUUGUACGACCAUUUUUUAUGUUUUAUUCUAUUUUAUUUUUAUGACAAUUUUUUAUUUGUUAUUUAUUCUAUUUUUGUAUGAUGCCACAUCAUUAGACUGGUGUGAAAUGUUCAAUAACUGUGAUAACGUU
Nilaparvata lugens (brown planthopper) is the source of this 1729-nucleotide messenger RNA. Its product is annotated as interaptin. NCBI's taxonomy places the organism in Eukaryota, Metazoa, Arthropoda, Insecta, Hemiptera, Delphacidae. The record is from RefSeq and is a predicted model, not a curated record. The transcript is spliced from 9 exons. The coding region runs from base 196 to 1392 and encodes 398 amino acids.